GGGCGGGGCCUCUACGCUGAGCUUCCUCCCUCUGCAGCUUCCGCGGGUGCAGUCCGAGCAGCUGGAGUUUCAGUCGGACCCCGAGAGUCGCAGUGAUGGACGGGGCCGAAGGCACUGCAGGGCAGCCUGGCCCGGCGGAGCGCUCCCACCGAAGCAGCGUAUCCUCCGUGGGCGCCCGAGCAGCUGAUGUGCUGGUGUACCUGGCUGAUGACACAGUAGUGCCCCUGGCUGUGGAGAACCUGUCUGCGCUCAGUGCCCACGAGCUGCACCGAGCAAUCCGCGAAGUCCUGCAGCUCCCAGACAUUGCUUUGGACGUCUUUGCACUCUGGCUUGUCUCCCCUCUACUGGAGGUACAGCUGAAACCUAAACACCAACCUUACAAGCUGGGCCGCCAGUGGCCGGAGCUACUGCUGCGCUUCACCAACGCCCCGGACGAUGACGUGGCCAUGGAUGAGCCUUCCCUGCAGUUCCGAAGGAAUGUGUUCUUCCCAAAGCACCAGGAACUCCAGAUCCAUGACGAGGAGGUCUUGCGGCUGCUCUAUGAGGAAGCCAAGGGCAACGUGCUAACCGCUCGGUACCCUUGUGACUUGGAGGACUGUGAGGUGCUGGGUGCCCUAGUGUGCCGAGUACAGCUUGGGCCCUACCAGCCUGGUCAGCCUGCUGCCUGUACUCUGAGGGAGAAGCUGGACUCCUUCCUCCCUGCCCACCUCUGCAAGCGAGGCCAUGGCCUCUUUGCUGCCUUCCGGGGCCGUGGGGCCAAGACUGGGCCUGGAGAGCAGGGUCUGCUGAAUGCCUACCGCCAGGUGAAGGAAACAUCAGUCAGUGGCAGUGAGCGUGAGGCCACCUUGGGCUCCCACUACCGUGCCUACCUCCUCAAGUGCCAUGAGCUACCCUUCUAUGGGUGUGCCUUCUUCCAUGGUGAGGUGGACAAGCCAGCCCAGGGCUUUCUGCAUCGGGGUGGGCGCAAAGCAGUGACGGUGGCCAUCAGUCUGGAGGGCGUGCAUGUCAUUGACUGCAGGGAGAAGCAUGUCCUGCUGGGCCUGCAUUUCCAGGAGCUGUCAUGGGACCACACUUCCCCCGAGGAGGAGGAGCCCAUCCUGUGGUUGGAGUUUGAUGGUGACAGUGAGGGCACUCCAGUAAAUAAGCUGCUCAGGAUCUACUCCAAGCAGGCUGAGCUGAUGAGUGGCCUCAUUGAGUACUGCAUCGAGCUGAACCAGGCCACCGAGCCUGCUGCUCCCCAGGAGAGCGCAUCUGGCCUCCACUCAGCCCCCAGCCCCUCUCCACCUCCCACUCAGCGCCCCAAGUUGCGGAGGCAGGGCAGCGUGGUGUGCAGCCGGAUCCAGCAUCUCUCUACCAUCGAUUACGUGGAAGACGGUAAGGUGAUCAAGCGGGUGAAGCCGAAGCGCACCACGUCCUUCUUCAGCCGGCAGCUCUCCACUGGCCAGGGAAGCUACACCGUGGUGCAGCCCACCGACAGCCUGGAGCAGGCCUGAAGAAGGCAAGCCAGGCAGAAGAAGACACCUGGGGGCCCUGGACCUGGGCAGGGCGCCGUACAGGGUCCACAGGUGCUUCAGGCCACAGAAAAGUGACGCCUCAACCUGCCAAGCGGCCUGGACUGGGCAGAGCUGGUCUUCUGUUACCCGUCUUCUCUUCCCUGGACUCUGGGCCCAGCAGCUGACUGAUACCUCAGCUGCUCCUGCUGCCUGCACAGGCAUCCCUUCCUGCCCAUCUAGAAGUGAGCCGCAUCCUCCACUCUGAAGGGACUGCUGGCAGCUCGGAUGGCCAUGGCUGAGCAUCAGUGCUCAGGACCUGCCAGCUCACUGUCUGCCCUGGGCCUUCUCUGGGACCUUAAUGACUGUGUCUCGCAUUCCUUCUGCUGGCAUUCCACCCACACUAUCAGAACAGGCUGCCCCCAGCCCUCAGGGGCUGUUACGACUGACUGGAAGGAGCCAGGGAGGGGGCCUUCACCCAGAUCCUCCUGCAGGCUGAGAUGCUGAGCAGAGAAGGAAGGUUCCUUUUGUUCAUGUCCCUGUGCCAAAAGGUGACUGUCCUAAGACCAGCUGGCCCAGCAGAUCCAUAGUUCACACUGGAAAAACCCUCCUGAACAGCCUCUUAUUGCCUCGUUGAGUCCAAAUGGCCCCUGACCCGUCCUGUCUUUGUCCUGUGAUCUGGGCUAGAUUUUCUUCUUGUUGCAUCUGCUUUGGGUGGAAGAAGGCUCAGAGAUUGACUUGUUAGCCUCAGAGCUGCGACACACCCUAGAGCCAGCCCCAGUGACUUAAAUCAUCGCUUCUUUCCUGAAGACAUUGGAAAAGGAGGGUUGGAUAUGAGCGCCUUGCCUGCCUGUCCCAGCUCUGCCCUCUUGGCAGCAGUGACUGCCUUUACAUAGGAGCUGGGCCUGGGCGGGGUGCUUUCCAGGCCCUUAGGUCCUUCCAUUGGCAGGUCCAGGGCUCUCACAGUGCUUUCUGGGACUUCCCAGGGCCUGAGACAGGCUUUGCUUUGUUUUCCCUUCUCAAUGGAAAACCAUUCCACUUGGAAUGUCAGAGCUGUUUACCCGACCUUGUGAGCUCCCAGGUGAUUUAGAGUGCGCUUACCCCACAGCAGGGACUGUGCUAGUAAAGAAGCAGAAAGAAAAGGCUGGGAGCUGUCCCGUCAUUGGAAUGCCUGCUUGUGAGAUGAUGUCAGCCUCCUGGAGUCACUUGACUUAUCUGAGCUGCCAGCCCACUUUCCUGGUGCCAGGCUGGUCAUCUUGACUGCUGUCGAUGCCAGGUGUGCCACGUGUUUGUGUGUGUGUACACAAACUGCAUUUCCACUUCAGUCUGUUGUAUCUUUUAAGCGCCACUUGUGCCUUAACCUCUCUGCCUACCCUUUGGGACAACGCACUGUUUUACUAAAUGUCUUUGAGUAUCUUUCUUCUGAAUCAUGUGACUUAUUAAUAAAAUCAGUGCCUACCAAA
This is a messenger RNA of Nannospalax galili (Upper Galilee mountains blind mole rat), 2953 nucleotides long. RefSeq names its product FERM domain containing 8 (gene Frmd8). Gene Ontology annotation, biological process: negative regulation of canonical Wnt signaling pathway. Gene Ontology annotation, cellular component: plasma membrane; cytoskeleton. Bases 96 to 1493 code for a protein of 465 amino acids. The transcript has 11 exons. Lineage: Eukaryota; Metazoa; Chordata; Mammalia; Rodentia; Spalacidae. The record is from RefSeq and is a predicted model, not a curated record.